AUGGCUACAGGAAUGUACCAGACGAGCGCCAUGUCCCUGUGGUUCCUACCCGCGGUGUUUACCGCCGUGUUCGGCCCUGUAGCUGUCCAGGCGGCGGCUGACGUGACGGCCCCGGCGGGGAGGGUGGCCGGGCUGGAGCAGGACGUGGACGGGACGACGGUCAACGCCUUCCUGGGGAUCCCGUUCGCUCACCCGCCCGUGGGGGACCGGCGCUUCCGGCGGGCCGAGAGACUGCAACGCGACCAGUAUUUCAUGUUAUUGUUGCUUCUAAUCACUGCCUCUAGGAAACCAAACGCCUGCAUCCAGGCCGCCGACAGGACCGGCGGACUCCUGCCGGACCUGCAGGUGAACACGCCGCUGAGCGAGGACUGUCUGUACCUGAACGUGUGGCAGCCGUCCCCCGCCCCCACCGCGGCCGCCGUCAUGGUCUGGUUCCACGGCGGAGGAUUCAGUAGUGGUACGUCUGUCGCUGACGGGUACGACGGCCGGUACCUCGCCGCCACAGAGGGAGUCCUGGUGGUGAGCGUGAACUACCGGCUCAGCACGCUGGGGUUCGCCUACGCCGGGACGGAGGACGCGCCAGGAAACAUGGGGCUGACGGACCAGCUCCUGGCGCUGCAGUGGCUGCAGGACAACGUCGCGUCGUUCGGAGGCGACCCAGACAAGGUCACCAUCUUCGGGGAGAGCGCGGGCGGGAUGAGCGCCGCCGUGCACCUGCUGUCUCCGCAGAGCAGGGACGCGUUUAACCGCGCCAUCAUGCAGAGUGGAACGGCUGUACGCAUGCUGCAGCUCUACUCCACAGACGACAUGCACGACAACACCAAGGCCCUGGCAGGGAGCCUGGGAUGCCCCACUGAGCAAGGACCGACAGCCAUGAUGGCCUGCCUGAGAGAACAGGACGCCGAGAGCCUUGUGGCCGGCUACCCGCCCAUCUAUCCGGUCAUCGAUGGGAGCUUCAUCCCAGAAAAACCCGAAAAGGCCCUUAGUGAUGGGCAGUUCAAACAUACGGACAUUUUACUAGGCAGCAAUGCGAAUGAGGGUAUGCUGUUUCUCUUGAUCUUCCGAGUUCCGGGGUACAUUGUAGGCUCGGAGAACAGUAUCGACAGGGACCAGUUCAUACAGAACAUCAAGGCGUUGGCUGGGCUUAACGGUCUUACUAACGAGCUGGCUGUGGAGGCAGUCGCCUUCCAGUACACCGACUGGUUACGUCCGGAGGACGGGAACAUGUACCGAGACGCCCUGGACGCGGCCAUGACGGAUCAGAUGUACCGAUGCCCGGCCUUCAGCACGGCGCGCGCCCACACCCGAGCCGGGACCGCGGCGUACGUGUACGAGUUUGCCCAUCGGCCCUCUAACUCUCUCACUACUCCCGACUGGACGGGCGUGAUCCACUCCGCGGAAAUACAGUUCGCGUUCGGGAGGCCCCUGAAUGCUGCCCUGGGGUACACCGCCGAGGAGGCCGACCUGUCCCGUAGGAUGAUGCGAUAUUGGGCUAACUUUGCCAGAACAGGAAACCCCAACAACGACACGGAGACAGUGUGGAGCCCCUACACGGAGUCCAGCCGAGGCUACCUGAUGUUGGACACGGGCGCGCCCCGCAUGGUGACCGGGCAGAAGGCCAGGGAGUGUGCCCUGUGGGAGAACUUCGUGCCAGAUCUCCUCAACACGACAGGUUUACGGGAAAUCCCGAACAGUGCCAGGCAGCUGCAGCAUCCAGAUCGGCAUCACCAUGGGGACAAAGUCUGGCGCUGGCUCUCUUCAUAA
Messenger RNA from Branchiostoma belcheri (Belcher's lancelet), 1764 nucleotides. Its product is annotated as cholinesterase 1-like. The record is from RefSeq and is a predicted model, not a curated record. Bases 1 to 1764 code for a protein of 587 amino acids. The transcript has 6 exons. Gene Ontology annotation, biological process: choline metabolic process; acetylcholine catabolic process. Gene Ontology annotation, molecular function: acetylcholinesterase activity. Gene Ontology annotation, cellular component: plasma membrane. Lineage: Eukaryota; Metazoa; Chordata; Leptocardii; Amphioxiformes; Branchiostomatidae.